GGCGUCAGGAUGCCUCUGGUGACUCGCUGCAUCGAGCCGCGGUUUCUCUGCAGAGGAGCCGUUCCAGAGGGAGUGUCCUCAGAGCUGGAAUGUGUGACCAACAGCGCCCUGGCAGCGGUCAUCAGACAGCUGGGGUGUCUGAGCCGUCACGCGGAGGACGUGUUCGGGCUGCUCUUCUCUGAGGCUCACGGCGUCUCGCUCCGAAUGACGUCGCUUCAGGAACGAGUCGACUCGCUCAGCGUCAAAGUCACACAACUGGACUCGACCGUGGAGGAGGUCUCUCUUCAGGACAUAAACAUGAGGAAGGCGUUCAGGGGCAGUACCAUUCAGGACCAGCAGGUCAUGUCUCGAGCCUCAAUCUUGCGCCCUCUGCUGGAGACGUACGAGCGUUGCGACCCCCCACCCCCACUGCACCUGCUCACCCCGUACAGGGACGAUGGUAAAGACGGAAUGAAGUUCUACACAGAUCCAUCAUAUUUCUUCAGUUUGUGGAGAGAAAAAAUGCUCCAGGCGACAGAGAACAAAAGGAAAGAGAAACGCCGACACAAGGAGCAGAAAAACACAGAGGAGACGUCAGGUCGAGAGGUCAAGAAGGUGCGUAAGGCUCGUAAUCGUCGACAGGAGUGGAACCUGAUGGCGUAUGACAAAGAGCUGCGCCCUGACGCUCGCGUGUCGCCUUCGCCGUACGACUCCUCCCCUGACAGGUCGGGUUCUGGAGGAUCCCUGAAGGACGUAGUCCAAACCCAGUCCUUGGACCGGGCUCUGAGGCCCAGUAACACAAACCCCGCCUCCACAAGACAACACUCUCUGGGACGCAAUCAAUCACAGCACCAGCAGUCAGCCCCGCCCCCUGCACCGGCCAAUCAGAGUGCAGCACGGACCGCUGCCAAAGAAAAUGAUGCCCUGCCACAGGUGCCCCCGGCUCCGCCCCCCCCUCCUCCUCUCAUGACUACACCUGGUCAUGUGACCUUCUCCAACAGCCCCGCCCAUUCUUCUGCUGCCACGGCAACGCACGCCCCCACCGCCAACUCAGGAGGCGCUGCACGUCCAUUUAGCCCCUCCCCUCCGGCCCCGCCCCCCAUGAACCCUGCCUCCCCGCCGCCUAUCGCCACGGUGACAGACAGGAAGCCUCCGGUCACCGUGGGAACAGAGAGGAAACUCCUGGGACCCAAUUUCCCCAUGAACGACGCGCGAAGCGACCUGUUAGCCGCUAUACGCAGAGGGAUCCGUCUGCGGCAGGUGCAGGAGCAGCGGGAGCAGGAGGAGAAGAGAGAGCCCACAGGAAACGACGUGGCGACCAUUUUGUCCCGACGCAUCGCCGUUGAGUACAGCGAAUCUGAGUCCGAGAACGAGCAGGACCAGGACUGGUCCGAUUAGACCUGGGACUUUGGACUGACCCAGGACUGACCCAGGACUGACCCAGGACUGACCCAGGACUGAACCAGGACUGAACCAGGACUGAACCAGGACUGAACCAGGACUGAACCAGGACUGA
Messenger RNA from Periophthalmus magnuspinnatus, 1495 nucleotides. RefSeq names its product actin-binding protein WASF3-like. Gene Ontology annotation, cellular component: cytoskeleton. Gene Ontology annotation, molecular function: Arp2/3 complex binding; protein kinase A regulatory subunit binding; actin binding. Gene Ontology annotation, biological process: actin cytoskeleton organization; positive regulation of Arp2/3 complex-mediated actin nucleation. NCBI's taxonomy places the organism in Eukaryota, Metazoa, Chordata, Actinopteri, Gobiiformes, Gobiidae. Bases 10 to 1377 code for a protein of 455 amino acids. The transcript has 10 exons. The record is from RefSeq and is a predicted model, not a curated record.